GCAGGAAUUUGGAACAUUUCGCCCGCACUCCGGCUCCCUUGCUCGUCUGGCUUUCAUGCCGCUCGUGAACUUCGCACAGAAGAUCUUCUCGGAUUGUUGAGACUUGACGCACCUGUGGAUCCACAACGGCACAGCAGGAUUAACGUUCACUCUGACAGCAGAGAUGGGUUGUGGGUUGAGGAAGAUUCGUCAGACAGACGACGGCAGUCCGGGGAAGAUUUACUCAACUCUUAAAAGACCGCAAGUGGAGACCAAGAUCGGAGUGGCCUACACUUACUGCCAUGUAGACUUCUUGGUUGGAAAAGAAGAUGUGACAUCGACCCUGUGUUUGUCCUCGGUCCGGGAGCUGCCAUCCCAGCUGCAGGAUCUAUAUCAGCAAGGCUUCGUCCUCAUAGCUGUCCAUCCCUUCGUCCACCCUUGUGGCCCGGGACUUGCCAGCGUCCAGCAACAGCUUUAUCGAGCGGUGCUCAGCAAAGUGCCCGAAAGUUCGGAGAAAAGUCCAUCAGAGUUCGAACCCUACCAUCUGAAGCUGGAGGAGUGUUUGUCUGCUGAUCAUGUUCCAACCUCGGAGCACAUCCAAGGAUAUGUAAAAAAACAGAUUCAGGAUGCAGCCGACCAGGGCAUCUUGUUUUCCGGCUUCAUCCAGGAACCGGCCGGCCUCCAUCCUCGCGUCACAUCACGAGGACUUGGAGAAGCGUCCCUGUCUUUGCACUCGAGUCCGAGUUCACUACGGUGCUCCGAGCUCACGGCGAGCCCGAGUCAUCAAGGGGAGAGCGGAGCAGAAGACUGGGCCGCAGAAGGAGAGACGGAAGAGCCGAAAACGUCUAGAGAUACAGGUGGAGAUGCUCUCUCAGAAGUGAUGUCCACUGUUUCCAAAUCUGAGUGUUGUGAUGGCGAGCAGGAAGACCCACCAUCGCCCAACAACAAGGCCAAAGACAAGGAAGGGAAUGAUAAACCCAGCAGGCCGUCUCUAGGCAAAUGUGGUGCUGAACUUUUCGGCUUGUUUAACUACCCGGGUGGGCGCCCGCAGCCGCUGAAGUACUACACGGUGAAGGUGCCUCUACGGGUGCAGCCCGGUGACGAGGGCAGUCGCGCCAUCGAGGCCCAAUGGCUGGACCACAUGACGCAACACUUCAACAACGGAAACUCGCUGGUCGAUGGCUACUUCAAUCUGGGCAAAGACGACGAUCAGCUGCCUAAGGUCAUCGACAGCGUGUUUAUUUUCCAAGAGGGAGACUCCGGGGCAAGUACGACCUACGACGCCAUCGUGGUCGAACAAUGGACCAUCAUUAACGGGGUUCAGGUGAAGACAGACUACAUCCCUCUGCUGCAGUCUCUGGCUUCAUUCGGAUGGAGGCUCACCUGUGUGUUGCCCACACCCAUCGUCAAGACCAACAGUGAUGGAAGCGUGUCCACUAAGCAGAUUGUGUUCCUCCAGAGACCAACACUGCCCCUCAAGAAGAGACACUCCAAGAAAAUCAUCUUCAGAACCCGGAAGAACUCAAACAAGAACUCGGUUAAAGACACGCUGAAAAACAAGAAGAAGAAGAACGCGACGGAGAAGGACCCAGACGAUCAGAAGAUCCAGGACGGAGUUGGGAAGGAGGCCAAAGACAACACGGAGACGGCAAAUGAGAACAAUGGCGAAAACGAGGGAAGAGACAACACCGAGACGGAUGGAGAGACGAUGCAGAAAGAGCAAGCAGAUCCAGAGGAAAGCGAAGAGAAAAUGGAGGAGGUGGAGGCGGAAGUGAGGAGAGGCUCAGAUGGAAAAAAAUCAACAAACAGGGAGAAAGAGGAGGCAGAAGAUGAGAUACACUCUGACGUGAUAAACGGAGAGAUAGAAGGUGAAGAGGUGGAGAAAAGUGAAGCGGAAAGCUACCACCUGCAUAAUGGUUUAGAUGAGCAAGAUCCGUCAACCAAUGAGGCGCGAGAUGAAAUCGGCACUGACGCGGAGGACAUCGCUUCAGCCAAUCAGGAGUAAGGAUUAUAGUUAAUCCCGUCUCUGAUGCCGUGAAUGUCACCAAAAUUUUAUCUGUUCUUGUAAUCUGCGCUGAACGCUUUUUGAAGGAUUCUCCCUGAAGCUGGGGCUUUUUUUUUUAUCAGUAUAAGCACUGGACUUUAAGACCACAUGAGGAUGUGUAUUAUGUGCAUGAGGAGCUCAAGACUGAGGACACUUUUUCUUCUUCUUGCUCUCAACUUGUUCAAAACCGACUAAGCAGCAGAUGCAUCCAGUGGACUUCAAUAACACGAGAAAUGGCAGAGACCAUUUUUGCGAAAGGCAAUCUGUUCUGAAGAAGAUAUAGUCACCUCCUUUUGUUUACAUGUUCAAAUAAGAAUGCUGAGUCGCCAGAUUAGGGGGUUUUUCUAGCUUUUUAGCUACAACUUUUUAGCUACAACUAGUAACCAGUUUAUUGGGUCUUCACCUUAUAGCCCACUUUGUAUGUACAGGGGAAUACACCUCAGGAUGGGGCACCAGGACAGGCCCAAGCAUUACCAAGAGCCAUUCAAUCAAAAAGUAAACCACAUUCUGUUGCACUAUCAGAGACCGUUAGACUUUCUACAACUUGCAUUAGAAAACAAUACAAAUGCACAUAUAACCAGUCACUGGGACCAAGUUUUCAUACUAGAACUGUUUAGAUUGUAAUAUCUGGUAUUAUGAACCAUCACAUACCUUCAUGACCCAAUACUAACCACCAAGAACCAACAGAAACUUGACCGGCCACACCAUAUACUAUUUAUAAAUGAAAAAAGAUCCAUCAAACUAAGGAUCCACUCCUGACCUAUUAUUACUUUUGAUGAUUUUGUUGAUUUAAUAAACAUGGUAAAGAAAUCCAUUAGAAAACAAUAAAACCAUCAAAUGCACAAAUACACAGUCACUGGUCCAUCAGUUCAAUGCUAGGACCAUUUACAUUGUGAUUGUUUAGUAUCUUGCAGUAUUACAAACCCAUGACAAACCACCAAGGGCCAAACAAAACCUGAGCAUUCUCAGUCUAGUCCAUUAGUGGUGUUACAAACCAUUCAAAAGCAUUACAAGCCACCAGAAACCUACAGGAGCCUCAACAGAGGACUACCUCCGACCAGAUAUUACUUUGGUGCCACUUUGGUGAUCCCAUACAAGUGAUAAAUGGGGCAGAGAAAUCCAUUAGAAAACAAUAAAACUAUUAAAUCCAUGUAGAGCCAGUCACUGGUCCCAUGGUUUAGUGCUAGAACUAUUUCUGUUAUGGCAUUAUGAACAGUACAAACUAUUAAAAACCGUUACAAACCACCAGAAGCCUAUAGCAACCGGACGAGCAUCACUCUACCCCAUUAAUCAAUCAAAAGAGAUCACUAGAGAACCACCUCUGACCAGAUAUUACUUUGGUGAUCCCAUACAAGUGAUAAAUGGGGCAAAGAAAUCCAUUAGAAAACAAUCAAGCCAUCAGAUGCACAUGGAACCAGUCACUAGUCCCUUGGUUCAGUGCUAGGACCAUUUACAUUGUGACACUUUAAUAUUUUGUAGUAUUAUGAACCAAUUACUAACCAUCAGAAACUAAUAGAAACCUGAGCAUUCCCAGACCAGUCCAUUAGUGGUGUUACAAACCAUCACAAACCCCCAGAAACCUAUAGCAACCAGACCGUCACUCCACUCUAUUAAUCAAUUGA
Clarias gariepinus (North African catfish) is the source of this 3645-nucleotide messenger RNA. RefSeq names its product raftlin-like. NCBI's taxonomy places the organism in Eukaryota, Metazoa, Chordata, Actinopteri, Siluriformes, Clariidae. The transcript is spliced from 11 exons. The record is from RefSeq and is a predicted model, not a curated record. Bases 164 to 1984 code for a protein of 606 amino acids.